AUGCUUGUUGUUAACUUCAUGCAUGAGUGCGAGUUGGGCACCUGGAAGUCACUCUUCACCCAUCUAAUUAGGCUUCUGUAUGCUCUUGCUCAGGGUAGUCAGCUAGUCUCCACCCUCGAUCACAGAUUUCGCCAGGUCCCUACAUUUGGCAAUGGCGUCAUUCGAAAGUUUGCAAAUAAGACCUCGGAGAUGAAAAGAUUGGCAGCGCGUGACUUCGAAGACAUCUUACAGUGUUCUAUUCCAGUUUUCGAGGGGCUGUUCCCCACUGACCACAAUGCAGCUGUGCAGUCUCUGCUAUAUCAGUUUGCACAGUGGCAUGCGCUCGCCAAGCUCAGGAUGCACUCAGACUCUACAGUAAUCUUUCUUGAAGAUAUAUUCAAGAAGCUCUCUCAGAGGUUGCGGAAAUUUCAAUGCGACACUUGUGCUGCUUUCGCUAUGAUCAAGUUACCAAGAGAAAAAGCAGCUCAACUACGGAGGCUUGCUUGGCGUUCUGAAAAUACCUCCUCUACAGAAUCAAGUAGUCCAAGACUCUUUGGGACAACAGAUUCUUUCACUACUCAAAUGGGAGAACUUGCACACAGAACUCUCAAGGCCUUUUAUCCACUGACAAGCAAAUUAUAUACCCCAGGACAGUUAGCAAAGCACGAAUGCAGACGCCGUGUGCUUCGACGCAUAGCAGAAAUUGGGGGUGUAACCUCCGGCCUUGAUAGCCAUUCACCCACCGAUGUCCCCCCUUCCAUGUCCUCUAGAAGCCACCACCAUAUUGUGACCACUCAAAGCAAUACAAUCAAUUUAUUCACAUUCCUUCGAGAACAUGGUGGCGAUCCAGCAGUUAAGGAUUUUGUACUGAGACUCAAGGACCACAUCCUUUACAGGCUUCGGGAACUUGACAUUACCUAUUGUGACCACACAUUCAUGGAUGAAGAUCACAACUCAGUAAUCAUUCCUAACAACAUGAUCUAUUCAGUCCAGACCAUGCAGGUCAAUUACACAAUAUAUGAUCUCAGACGCAAGUAUGAUACCAUCAGCCCUCAGACACAUGCUGAUGUUAUGGUGCUUUCGGGGGAAACAACACCCAGCCAUCCAUAUUGGUAUGCCCACAUACUGGGCAUCUAUCAUGUAGAAACAUGGCUGAAUGAUGGAGGUUCACCUGUGAAGCAGCACCUCGAAGUUCUCUUUGUGAGGUGGCUAGCACCAUUGCAGACCCAUAUGUCCGGCAUGAAGCAUGCUCAUCUUCCCAAGGUUGCCUUUGUAGAGGAAGUAGACCCUGACACAUUUGGGUUUCUCAAUCCAAGGCAGGACAUGGUACAAGCUCCCUUCGCUAUGCUCCUUGUCACUAAACUCAUCAUUACAUUCUUUGUGACCCUCAUCAUCACUGACCUCUUCGUGGUCUGCAUCCUCAACAAUAUCCAUGACAUAUUGCCAGUCAGAAUCCCUAUUCUGGCCAACACCAAAGUGAGUAUAUCACAUGAACAUAUCACAGUCAACAAAUCUGACUCAAAGGUUGAUACUCUUCCCAGUCAUCUAGCUCCCCCCCAGGAUGGGGAAGAUGAUGACAUGUUUGAUGACCUCCUCUUGUUUUAA
Suillus bovinus is the source of this 1584-nucleotide messenger RNA. RefSeq lists its product as uncharacterized. NCBI's taxonomy places the organism in Eukaryota, Fungi, Basidiomycota, Agaricomycetes, Boletales, Suillaceae. The coding region runs from base 1 to 1584 and encodes 527 amino acids. The record is from RefSeq and is a predicted model, not a curated record. The transcript has 9 exons.